UUUGAAGAUCACUUUGUGCGAAGCGGACGCGAGUGAGAGAGAGCGAACAAUAAGAAGCAAGCGAACUGCGGAACCGAAGCGACUGUAUAUGAUUAAUUUGUGUACUUAAUACAUAAAUAAAUAUAAUUAAAUAAAGCAAGCUGUGCAAUCACAUCGCCCGCCAGCCAGCCCAUCCCAGUGUCACGAGGAGGAAGAGGGCCAAAGUACAGUUGCAGGAGCAAAACGCAUCCCACUUCGCAUUCCGAUUCCCAUUCGCAUCGAUUCCAAUAUCAAUGUCAAGUGGAUCAGGAAUCCGGGGUCAGAAGAGCGCUCGACGCUACGACUGAUUAACACUCCAUCUCCGGCUCGGCUCGGCUCUAAUGAGCGCAAAGCAAACGCAGAACGCAAAGCGCAAACAAAUAAAUAAGUAAACAACGAAAACGGCAAAUUAACAAAAGCAAAAUCGGUAUCAAGCAGCCAGCAGCAAAAUACGCGGAAUAUAGAAAAACACGUUUCCCACAAAAAAGCGCAUAAACAGCAACAAAUAACACAAAUUGUUGUGGCUCUGUCGCUGAACACAACACGACACACGCGUACGCAUUGUACGACAAAUAUAUCGGAGAAUAAUCACAGGGGGAGACACCAGCGAACGAACAGAUCUCAAGUCAGUCAGUGUUUUGGGGCCUAACCCUGAUUCUGGCUCUUACCAAAUAUGAGCAGAGGCUGCCUGUCGGACCAGUUGCUGUUGUAACGUAACCCGAGCAGCCGUGACCGAGACACCAAACCGCGUCAAGUGGAGAGACCAAGCCAAACCAGACCCACAUUCACCACACACACUCGCACACACACACACACACACGUCGUACGUCGUGCGGCCAUGGAACGCUCUCACAGUUGCAGCAAUUUCGAGGCCAGAGUAGGGCCGGGAGCGGUGUUGGCCAUAGAGGCCGAAGGGGCAGCGACAGUCAAGUGCAAGGAGCUGCCCCAGCCGAAGCCACACGCCGGCAGCAGCGACAACCUGCCGCUAAGCAUCUGUGCCAGCUCCGCGGAUCACUUUCCGCCCAACAAGCCGCUGCGCAAGCGCAAAAAGCUGCAGCGCCAGCAGUCGGCCGUCGAUGUGGACGACCUGGAGUGCGAUUGCGCCUAUGCCGGCGAUCUGGAGGAGAAUGCAGACCACGACCACGACAUCGAAAACGAACAGGAACAGACCAGCCUGGACGCCUUGCCACACUUGCCCAGCCACUUCUCGCAGCAGCAGAGCCCCGCCCACGUGCGCAUGGCCCUGCAGCGGCACAUCUCCAUCUCCUGCAGCAGCAGCAACAGCAACAGCAAUGCGAACACCAACGCCAGCACCCGGAGCGACACCUACUCCAGCCUCCGCUACACCCGUUCCAAUCUCAGCCGCAGCAGCCUCCUGCUGAGCCACCAGCAGAGCUCCUUCGAUGGCACGGAGCGCACGGAGAGCAGCGAGACCCUGGACAUGCUGCCCAUGGGCAGGGGUCGCUCCCAGGUACAUCCAUCGGGCAGAUGCAUGGGCCAGAUGCCGAUGAAUAUGCAGAUGCAGAUGCGGUCGGGACAGCCCUCGGCCCUGGCCAGUGCACUGCAUGCAACGGCCAAGCUGGCAGCGAGUGUAGAUGCAUAUACGGCAGAGGCGACGGCGGCGGCUGCAGCGACUGCGACAGCGGUUCCCUCUGGUCACCUACCGCUGACCGGACCUGGCGCCGACUACAGUAUGUGCGACUCGUGUCGCCCAUUGCGCUUCCACAGCCAGAACCCCGGCCAGAGCUGUCACGUCCACAGCAAUCUCGGCAGUCGACCCGUCCACUCGGGCCCGAGCAGCUACGUUGGAUCGUCGCGCUAUCUCUACCACAAUUUCAAUUCGAAUUCCCCACACGCGGGCUCGGGACGCUUCAGCGCGCAGAGAGACGCCUCGCUCCCACCUGCGGCAGCUGGGCCCCUGCCGUUACCGUGUUCACUGCCGUUGCCGUCAGGGCUAGCAGCUUCCAUAGCACCGCCACCAUUUCAGUAUCGCACCUUCCAACAGAAUCAGUCUUAUCGCUUUCAGCCGCGCCAGCACCGCACCGGCAGCAGCAGCAUGUCGCAGUCCGGCGAGGAUCUCCACUCGCCCACCUACCUCUCCUGGCGCAAGCUCCAGCUGAGUCGCGCCAAAUUGAAGGCCUCCAGCAAGACAUCGGCCCUCCUCUCCGGUUUCGCCAUGGUGGCCAUGGUGGAAGUGCAACUGGAUCACGACACCAAGGUGCCGCCCGGCAUGCUAGUGGCUUUCGCGAUCUGCACCACCAUGCUGGUGGCCGUGCAUAUGCUGGCCCUGAUGAUCAGCACCUGCAUCCUCCCGAACAUCGAGGUGGUGUGCAAUCUGCACAGCAUCUCCCUGGUGCACGAGUCGCCGCACGAGCGCCUGCACUGGUACAUUGAGACGGCGUGGGCAUUUUCCACGCUGCUGGGGCUGAUCCUGUUCCUGCUGGAGAUAGCCAUACUCUGUUGGGUCAAGUUCUAUGAUCUGAGCCCGCCGGCGGCCUGGUCGGCCUGCGUGGUGCUAAUACCCGUGAUGAUUAUCUUCCUGGCUUUUGCCAUACACUUCUAUCGGUCUCUGGUGACACACAAGUACGAGGUGACGGUCUCGGGCAUACGGGAGCUGGAGAUUCUCAAGGAGCAGAUGGAGCAGGAUCACCUCGAGCACCACAACAACCACAAUCGCAAUAAUGGCCUUCACUACGGAGCCGCCGGCGACAUCGUUUAGCAGUAUCAACCACGCGAGGAAGUCUCCACGGCGAUGCUCCGCUGAAAACUUAACGAAAACGAAAAAGAAAAGAAAAGACACUUUCGGCAGUGGGCCAGAGGCCCCGCCGUCAAUCCUCAGACUAAAUAAGUGAAUAAUUUUUUGUAAAUUUGUAGUUGAUGCAAAUUGUGAUACGCAGAAGGCAGUAGACUUAUAUUAUACGAGAACAGUAUGGGAAUGAGUAUAUAUUCGAAAGGAUUGUGCCACGAGCAAUGUAUCCUUCAGCUCAAGCCCUUCAGCACAUUGUAGCGUAGACCCGACCCUAAAGCAAUACUACUUUCAAGUUUCAACCACUGUGUUGACUAAAUAUUCCUCAAAAAUUAGCUCGUAUUUGUUGUAACUACUUAGCGCUACGCGAAUAAAAUGUAUUGUAUUUUUUAACGGUAUGGAAUGGCAUCGUUCGCGAUAGCAUACCCAUUAUCUCACCCAUAGCGCAGUCUUCCCGCCCCUCCACUCCACUCCACGCUACGUAGUGUGUAAGUGCCCAACUUAUUCGGACCAAAAACCCGAUCGUGUUAGCCCAUAUUUUAAUAUUGUUAGGCCAAUAUGUAAGCGCAAUGUUCGCUGUAAUUUAUACACGUACGAUUAAACGAUUUUUUUCUACAUCAACUUAA
Messenger RNA from Drosophila subobscura, 3390 nucleotides. RefSeq names its product calcium release-activated calcium channel protein 1 (gene Orai). Gene Ontology annotation, cellular component: membrane. The transcript is spliced from 4 exons. Gene Ontology annotation, molecular function: store-operated calcium channel activity. NCBI's taxonomy places the organism in Eukaryota, Metazoa, Arthropoda, Insecta, Diptera, Drosophilidae. Bases 857 to 2737 code for a protein of 626 amino acids. The record is from RefSeq and is a predicted model, not a curated record. Gene Ontology annotation, biological process: store-operated calcium entry.